UGUACUCUCUGCGUUCCUUGGGAUUGCUGAUAAUGCAGAGAGGAUUUUCUCUCCUACUGUAUUGACGUCAUCCUAGCACUUACAGUAACAUCAACCCAGAAGCAGACCAGGGGUUUAUCUGGCUGCAAAUAUGCAAGGGCAGAUCUACCUUUUAAUAUUUCCUACAAUAUGGUGUUUUCAGUAUGCUGUCUUUGGGGUUGAUCCAGACCAAGUGUCAUUGUCUGUGACAGAGGGAGAUUCAGUCACUCUGCUCACUGAUGUUAAAACCAACCAACAGGAAAAAAUUAAAUGGUAUUUUAAUAAUAUUCGCAUUGCUCAAAUCAGUGAGCAGUACCACAGUAGGUCCUGUACGGAUGUCCAGUGCAAUGAAGGUACGGAAAGAUUCAGAGACAGACUUAAAUUAGAUGAUCAGACCGGAUCUCUGACCAUCAUUAAUGUACAAAGAACUGAUUCAGGUCUUCAUAAGCUGCAGAUCAUCAGCAGCAACAGCAUUGAUGAAAAGGUCUUCAUCGUAACUGUUCAUGGUGUUUCUGGCAUGGAGAAGGCUAAAAGAAAGUCAGCGAAGGAGGGAGAAUCUGUCACUUUGGAUACUGGUGUGAAAAGAAACCCAGAUGAUGUGAUGAGGUGGAAUUUUAAUGUCACCCAUAUCGCUAAAAUCACUGGAGAUCAGAGUCAGAUCUGUACAGAAGAUCAGUGUAAAGAGAGAUUCAGAAACAGACUGAAAUUAAACUAUCAGACUGGAUCUCUGACCGUCACAGACACCAGAACCACAGACUCUGGAGUGUAUACUCUUGAAAUCAUCACCAACCGCAGCAGUAUUUGUCAGCACCACUACAUCAGUGUAAUUAGUGUUCCUGCAAAUAUUUGGAUUGUCAUUUCACUUGCUGUAUUAGGAGUAGGCCUAUGUGGUGCUGUUGUUCUGCUGCAUCGUGUAUUUGGUCGAUUCAUUAAAGGACAACCAAAUUGAAGCUCCAAACAAGCGACAGUGGCAAGAGAAAGAAGCAAACCAAAGGCAUUUUCAAUUGGGAGGCUAGGUCUACAACAGAUCUACCAAAAAGUGAAGUCAGGACAUGAACAUUGCAUGGGAAUGUUUAAAAGAUAAGUACUAUUAUGUGCUCACACAUGCACCUGGAUGAAUAAAUAUUGUAUUGAUCUUAUUCUUUCACUUAAAGGGAUAGUUCAGAAAAAAUGGACUCACAGUCAAGCGGUUCCAAACCUUUAUGAGUUUUCCCACUGAAACUAAUAGAAGAUGAUUUUAAGAAAGCAGUGAAUCAAAGACUUAUAUAGUUAGAAAAACAGAUACUAAAGAUGUCUAUGGUUGCAGGUUUUCAGCAUUCCUCCGAAUUUCAUCUUCUGUUUGGUUUGUGAAAGUUGUAAAUGAGUUAUUUUUUAUUUUUGAGUGAACUAUCACCUUUAAGAAUGGGCAUAGCCAUUUAAGGUAAUUGUCUAGAGCAGUGGUUCUUAAACUGUGGUAUGCGGGCUUCGUUUUAGUGGUACACGGAGAAAUACUGAAUAAUGGAAAAAAGAAAUAAAUAACACACUUAUAACCCUUUUAUGUGGACGAUUACACUGAUGUGAUUAGCACCGGCUGUUAAUUGAAGCGCACGAUCACAUCGAUGUGCUUAAAAUGUUUACUUUAUUUCAUCGCAUCAUCAGAUGCUAAAAAUCAACCCGCUUUUGCGCAGAGCCAGAGAAAGAGGCGUGCGGCACUUGCAGAGCAGAUACACACUAGAGAAGCGCUUUUGCAGACCAGUGCUGUUGUGUUGGCAUUUCAGUUGCUGCAAACUCAGGAAUCUCCUCAUGCUGCGCAAUGCUAAUCACAAAUGUGUGUUCAUAGAUGUAUAAAAUGUGUGUUUUCGAUGAGAAGUUUCAUAAACUAAUUUCGAGAGGAGCACGUGAUAUGAUUGAGCACGUCUGGCCACUCAUCUGUAAUCAGUAAUAAUCCAAUCAGAGUGAUCCUAGUUUACUAUAAAUGGAUCAUUUUCUCCCUACUGUUCUAUCUUCGUUUAGAAGAAUCCCCCCUUCCACCCUAUCUCCUCCUUUUCCUCCCUUUUCUAAAGGGGGAGCUCUCGAGACCUACCUGAUCUUGGAUCUCCUGAUAUGCUUAUCAACCAGGCGGGAGCCCUGGGCUCAAAUAUCUCCGAGCUCAGGGUUCUCUCCCGGGACAGCAUGCCAAAUCUGCUUUAUACUCCAAGCAUAUCUAAGUGGGAACUCUUGAAAUAUAAAUUUAUCUGCGUGGCGUUCAAUUAAUUUGUCACCUUGGAUUUAGGCUAAUUUAUCUGAAUGUGAUCCAAAUGUCGCAGGACACAGAACAUAGACUCAAGCAACUUUGCCUUGCUUGAAGCUUGGAGCUAGCAUAUAGCCUAAUUAAAGUUAGUCUCAGUGCACGGUUAACACAAACUCCACUGUCCACUUAAGAUGAGAUCUCAAAUCACGGAAAUUCCGCACGUAGGAAUGGAUAAAUCACGUAUGAAUUAGUCAAGCAGUGUAUGUCUGCAUAUAGUCUCUUCCUUUUCUGACACGCGUACUGUAAAGGACGAGCAGUAAGCAGGUCUAAUUUCUUAUUUAAAUAUGUAAUUCCAAAUCAUUUAUUUUAAAAUACAAGUUAAUGUUUAGAUUUCAGGGAUAUACAAGGCAAGGCAAGUUUAUUUAUAUAGCACAUUUCAUACACAGUGGCAUUUCAAAGUGCUUUA
Danio aesculapii is the source of this 2693-nucleotide messenger RNA. RefSeq lists its product as uncharacterized. The coding region runs from base 131 to 967 and encodes 278 amino acids. NCBI's taxonomy places the organism in Eukaryota, Metazoa, Chordata, Actinopteri, Cypriniformes, Danionidae. The record is from RefSeq and is a predicted model, not a curated record. The transcript is spliced from 6 exons.